UAGAUAAAGAAUUUGACCAUGCUAAUGAUGAUGGAAACGAAACUAAUAUUCCAGUCACUAUGGAUGACGUUUUCAAAGAGAUUGAGUCUUUGAGACAUAGAUACAGAAUUUCUAAAAUAGCUGCCAACCCCGUUUCGAGAAAAUAUGGAUUUGAGUUAUCGGACGUACCUGUGAUUGUAA
Racocetra fulgida is the source of this 180-nucleotide messenger RNA. NCBI's taxonomy places the organism in Eukaryota, Fungi, Glomeromycota, Glomeromycetes, Diversisporales, Gigasporaceae. The record is from the annotation of a GenBank genome assembly.